This is a messenger RNA of Glycine soja, 1716 nucleotides long. Its product is annotated as sugar carrier protein C-like. The coding region runs from base 50 to 1588 and encodes 512 amino acids. Lineage: Eukaryota; Viridiplantae; Streptophyta; Magnoliopsida; Fabales; Fabaceae. Gene Ontology annotation, biological process: monosaccharide transmembrane transport. The record is from RefSeq and is a predicted model, not a curated record. Gene Ontology annotation, molecular function: monosaccharide transmembrane transporter activity. The transcript is spliced from 4 exons. Gene Ontology annotation, cellular component: membrane.
CAUAAUUUACUUUUGCCAAAAAAUACAGACCUAGACCAAAGGUCUAGCAAUGGCGUCAGGACACAUGGAAGCUCUGGUUGGGUAUCCGGGCAAGCUCACCCUUAGGGUGGUCCUAACAUGUGUCAUGGCAGCCACUGGUGGAUUAAUUUUUGGUUAUGAUCAUGGGGUUUCAGGUGGAGUUACCUCCAUGGAUUCUUUCUUGAAGGAAUUCUUUCCUUCUGUCUAUGAACAAGAGUCUACCAUGAAAGCUUCAACAGAUAGUUACUGCAAAUUCAACAGUCAGAUAUUGACUUUAUUCACUUCAUCUUUGUAUCUAACUGCUCUUGUGGCUGGUCUAGUGGCAUCCAGCAUAACACGAUUGAUGGGGAGGCGUGCAACUAUGAUUAUAGGUGGCAUAUUCUUUGUGUUAGGUGCAUUACUCAAUGGAUUAGCUACAGGUUUAUGGAUGCUUAUUGUUGGGAGAAUGUUGCUUGGUUUUGGUAUUGGAUGUGCCAAUCAGUCGGUACCAAUCUAUGUCUCAGAGAUGGCCCCUUAUAAGUACAGAGGAGGUCUCAACAUAUGCUUCCAAUUAUCAAUCACCAUAGGCAUCUUCAUAGCCAAUCUCUUCAACUACUACUUUGCCCAUAUACUUGAUGGCCAAGGAUGGCGCUUAAGUUUAGGGCUUGGGGCAGUCCCUGCUGUCAUUUUUGUUGUAGGCUCAAUUUGUCUUCCUGACUCGCCGAACUCCCUCGUUGAGCGUGACCGUCUUGAGGAAGCAAGGAAAGAACUCCAAAAACUCCGUGGUACCACUGAAGUUGAUGCCGAGUUAAAUGAUAUAGUUGCUGCUAGUGAGGCCUCCAAAAAGGUGGCACACCCUUGGAGAACCUUGAGGGAAAGGAAGUAUAGGCCUCAACUAAUUUUUGCUAUAUGCAUACCCUUCUUCCAGCAAUUCACUGGCCUAAAUGUCAUCACAUUCUAUGCUCCUAUACUAUUCAGAUCAAUUGGCUUUGGAAGCACGGCUUCUCUCAUGUCUGCGGUUAUCAUUGGCUCCUUUAAACCAAUUUCAACCCUUAUUUCAAUUCUUGUUGUAGAUAAAUUUGGAAGGCGUAGCCUUUUCCUUGAGGGCGGUGCUCAAAUGUUGAUUUGUCAGAUUACUAUGGCAAUAGCAAUUGCUGUUGCAUUUGGCACUAGUGGGAACCCUGGGACGUUGCCAAAGUGGUAUGCAAGUGUAGUUGUUGGUGUCAUAUGUGUAUAUGUUUCUGGUUAUGCUUGGUCUUGGGGUCCACUUGGAUGGUUGGUACCAAGUGAAAUUUUUCCUCUGGAGAUUCGACCUGCAGCUCAAAGUGUCACUGUUUGUGUCAACAUGAUCAGCACUUUUAUUGUAGCACAAUUCUUCACCACAAUGCUUUGUCACAUGAAGUUUGGCUUGUUCAUCUUCUUUGGUUGUUUUGUGGUGAUAAUGACCAUAUUUAUCUACAAAUUAUUACCUGAAACAAAGGGUAUCCCAAUUGAAGAAAUGACUAUGGUGUGGCAGAAACACCCCAUCUGGAGCAAAUUUUUGGAUUCUAACAAAAGUGUUCAAAUCAGCAACCAAGAUUCCAAAUGUUGAUUCAAUGAGUGUCUCCAAAAUAAAAAAUUUAUUGGCCUACAUUUACAAGUGGAUAAUACAACCUACAUGUGACUAAUUUGAUUUCGUAUAUUCAACCGAUAAUACAUGUAUAUUGCAUGCUUAAAAAA